Molecule: messenger RNA, 456 nt
Organism: Prunus mume (Japanese apricot)
Lineage: Eukaryota; Viridiplantae; Streptophyta; Magnoliopsida; Rosales; Rosaceae
Biological process (GO): regulation of double fertilization forming a zygote and endosperm; regulation of protein localization to cell surface; double fertilization forming a zygote and endosperm
Cellular component (GO): extracellular region; vesicle
Source: RefSeq, a predicted model, not a curated record
AUGUACAGCACAGAAGUGAGAGUUCCAAGUUUGCCAAUAACCAUGAUUAGAGAAGCUCAAGCAAUAUUUUCACUACUGCUAAUGGCAGCAUGUGCAGUAACCGUGCUGGCAGAUGUGCCACCAUCACCACCACCCCUGACCUUGCCAAAGAUCCCGGGCCUAGUGCCACCAGGGAUCCCAAUCCUAUUGCCACCUGGGAUCCCAAGCCUAUUGCCUCCAGGGUUCCCAGGGCUACUGCCGCCAGGGAACCCGGGUGACAUAGCAAAGUGUUGGUCAUCACUUCAAAAUGUUCCAGGGUGCGCAUGGGAAAUUUAUACCUCAAUCUCUACUGGUAAAUUUGUAGUAGGCCCUGCUUGUUGCAAGGCCUUCCAAGCAAUUGACCAGAAUUGCUUGCUGAAAAUGUUCCCAUUAUUUCCUUCAUUUCCUCCAUUGAUCAAGAGCAACUGCGCUAAGUAA